CACACACACCCCUGCAUCCCAAGAGCAUGUCCUACAGUAAUCCACUCGCUGGCUCUGUCUUCUCGGGAGCCGGUAGUUGGGCUGUGUUGGUAUGACAUAAGGCUUUGGGGAAUUUGUGGCGAGGAGCAACUAGGAAUUGCGAACGCCCUGGCCAUGAUAUCAGACUCAGGAUCUGGAUAGACGAGGGGGCAGUUCCCAUCUCUGUAGAACCCUAUCUCGCUGCAGUCAGAUUUCAACAGGGCCAGCCAGGAGCAUCUGAUAGAAGAAAUGAUGGGAGAUUCUGUUUUUGUUUCUUCCUGAUUUCUCUUUCUCACGUCUUCUUUCAUCAUCAAUAAUACACCUUGGGUUUUUUGGGUUUGGGGUGAGAAUAUUUUUCGGGGGAGACAUUUUGGAUGCCGAGGGAAAAGGGUGGGUGCGGGGGAACCAGAAAGGGUUGAAUAUUUGGGGGAGGAGGGUGGGGUAGGGGUUCUGCAUGAGCUCCUUAAAGGACAAAGGUAACAGAGGGAGCGAGAGAGCUAGAGGGAAGACUUUGACUUUAAACCACAGAAUUGGUGGAAGUGUGUGCUACGCUGCUACUGCUACUGCUGCUGCUACUGCUGCUGCUGCUGCUGCUACUGCCACCGCUGUUCCGGCUCCCGCUCCUGCACCCGCUCCUGCUCUUGCUUUUGGUUGGUUUAAGAGCUCCCGGGUCCGGGAAGGUAGUGAGCUAACACUGGGGAGCGCCUGCCGGCUGCAGCCGAGGUCGCUCAGGAUGGGCUCCGGGAGCCAGGCGCUGUCCAUGGUCCCAACCGUUCUUCUAGCCCUGACUCUGCCCGGGCUGCCCGUGUGGGCGCAGAACGACACUGAGCCCAUAGUCCUGGAGGGCAAGUGUUUGGUGGUAUGCGACUCCAAUCCAGCUACAGACGCCAAGGGCUCUUCCUCGUCUCCCCUGGGGAUCUCAGUCCGGGCAGCUAACUCCAAGGUUGCCUUCUCUGCCGUGAGGAGCACCAACCAUGAGCCAUCGGAGAUGAGCAACAAGACACGCAUUAUUUACUUCGAUCAGAUCCUAGUAAAUGUGGGCAAUUUUUUCACAUUGGAGUCUGUCUUUGUAGCACCAAGGAAAGGAAUUUACAGUUUCAGUUUUCAUGUUAUCAAAGUCUAUCAGAGUCAAACAAUUCAGGUUAAUCUGAUGCUAAAUGGAAAACCAGUAAUUUCUGCAUUCGCUGGAGACAAGGAUGUUACACGUGAAGCUGCUACUAAUGGAGUCCUACUUUACCUAGAUAAAGAGGAUAAGGUUUACCUGAAACUGGAGAAAGGUAAUCUGGUUGGAGGAUGGCAGUAUUCUACGUUUUCUGGCUUUCUGGUAUUCCCCCUAUAAAGUCUGAUUUCUCUGUGACAUCCAUCCAGGUGUGGAGCAGCCAAUUCCCUCUGUUAUUUGAAGAUCAUUUUAUCGUCAUUGGAUUGAUGUUUCUUAUUGGUUUCUCAUGGGUGAAUAUGGAUUCUCUUUAAGGCUCCUGGGCUUAUCUGAACCACUAUGAAGUUUCACAGAAUUUUUGUGUUUAAGUCUAUUUGGACUGAGAUGUUAAGCAGACAAUCCAUAUCAAUGCUUAAUGGUUACAGUCAGAAGCUGCUUGCAAGAUUUAUUCAGAAUUUCAUUGACUGGACAUACCAGAGUCAUUGGAGGUGUGGAAUUUCAUGGUUUUAAAAGGACUGGCAACCAGGUCUAUAAAUUAGGACAAUUUGCAUUCCAACUUCAAUCAAGAAUUUGUGUCUUGCUGCCAAAGAACUGUUUAUUGAGAUAUUGAUUUUAUUUGUUUUUAUUUUUUUCCAAACUUUGUUUUGUUCUCCUGAGAUAACUGGCAAUUGUUAUUCAAUGACUGGUUUUGUGUCUUCUCUACAUGUAGAGUAUUGGAUGGCUGACCCAUCAAUGUACCCUAAAUCAGUAAUCACAAACAUGGCAGCCCUAAAGGGGAAAGGGGAUGCAUCAUAGUUGUAUUUUAAUUGUAUACAUGAAAGAUUCAUAUUUUCCAAGUUAUAUUUUCUAAUAGUAAGAAUAGAUCAUAAGUCUGACAAAGGGGAAAAAUGUUGCUUACCCAUGUUCUGAGUGAUCAAUUCACAAACCUUGGCAAAAUUAUGCUCCUCUGCAGGAAAUUAUAUACUUUAUUGUUCAACUUUAAUUAACGUGAUUGAUAAUAACCACUUUAUUAAAAACCUAAGG
Antechinus flavipes (yellow-footed antechinus) is the source of this 2197-nucleotide messenger RNA. It is a transcript of the gene CBLN4, whose product is annotated as cerebellin 4 precursor. Gene Ontology annotation, molecular function: protein binding. Lineage: Eukaryota; Metazoa; Chordata; Mammalia; Dasyuromorphia; Dasyuridae. The record is from RefSeq and is a predicted model, not a curated record. The transcript has 3 exons. The coding region runs from base 473 to 1357 and encodes 294 amino acids.